CAUCCGAUCCCCAUCUUCAAUGGUAAAACUUGUUGAAAGUUAUUUAAGAUGGACUAAAAAGGUUAAUGGGCCAAACACCAAUAAAGCAUCUUCACUGACGUUGGGAAGAGGGCAUAAUCCACCGACAGAAUGCAGCUGUAGCCCAUGCCCAUGGUGAUGACAAAGCCUCUUUUCCACUUAACCGCGUAAACCAACCGAAAUUACCUGUCUUUCUCUCCUCCAUUUUCCUUCCAUCUCCGACCAAAUAUGAACUAAUCAAAACCCAUUUUCUGUUUCCUCUCUUUCCAUUUGAUUUCUCAAUCCCUUCCUCUAAUGGGGUCUCUCCCUUUAUCUUCAGACACUUCCCUUUCUUCCUCACCAUUUCCUCAAAAAUCCCCAAAUCCGGUUCCAAAUCAGACUUCCAUCAACGAAUCUACACUCCUCAAUCUCUUCAAAUCACAACAAAAUCACCUCAAUUUCUUCUUCCACAAUCUAGACCUCUCCCAGGCACUCAAAUUCACCGUUACCCUUCUCAAUUCCCCUGGAACCAUCUUCUUCUCCGGCGUCGGCAAGUCCGGUUUCGUCGCUCGCAAGAUCUCACAAACCCUAGUUUCCCUUGGCAUUCGCUCUGCAUUUCUUUCCCCUCUCGAUGCGCUUCAUGGGGAUAUUGGCAUUUUGAAUUCUGGCGACGUUCUUGUGAUGUUUAGCAAAUCUGGUAACACGGAAGAGCUUCUUCGUCUUGUUCCUUGUGCUAGGGCUAAGGGUGCGCUUCUCAUCGCUGUGACUUCUGUUGAAGGCAAUGUGCUUGGUGGGGUUUGUGAUAUGAAUGUGCAUUUGCCUCUUGAGCGUGAGUUGUGCCCUUUUGAUUUGGCCCCAGUUACCUCUACUGCGAUUCAGAUGGUUUUUGGAGAUACUGUGGCUAUCGCGCUUAUGGGUGCGAGGAAUUUGACAAAAGAGGAAUAUGCUACCAAUCAUCCAGCUGGGAGGAUCGGCAAGAGCCUCAUUUUCAAGGUAAAGGAUGUGAUGAAGAAGCAGAAUGAGCUUCCUGUCUGCAAAGAAGGAGACCUAAUAAUGGAUCAAUUGGUUGAGCUUACAAGCAAAGGAUGUGGAUGCCUACUUGUCAUAGAUGACGAGUAUCGCUUGAUUGGGACAUUUACAGAUGGUGAUUUGAGGCGCACUCUCAAAGCUAGUGGUGAAGCCAUCUUCAAGCUCACUGUAGGCGAAAUGUGCAACAGGAAACCAAGAACAAUCGACCCUGAGGCAAUGGCAGUUGAUGCGAUGAAAAAGAUGGAAGCACCUCCAUCUCCUGUGCAAUUUCUUCCAGUGAUUAAUCAGCAAACUAUCUUGAUUGGCAUUGUCACAUUACAUGGUCUAGUUUCUGCAGGACUUUGAUUCGCAUUUGUUAUACUUCUGUUUGUUUUUAGGGUUUUCUAUUAUUUUUCAAUUCUUUGUAUUACUGUAGAACAUUUGUAGUGAUUACACAAAUGUAAGAGAACUUGAUAUGUAGAGGAUAAAUCAUUAUAUAUUCUUAAAUA
Molecule: messenger RNA, 1514 nt
Organism: Cucumis melo (muskmelon)
Lineage: Eukaryota; Viridiplantae; Streptophyta; Magnoliopsida; Cucurbitales; Cucurbitaceae
Product: probable arabinose 5-phosphate isomerase
Exons: 3
Coding region: 313-1371 (352 amino acids)
Biological process (GO): carbohydrate metabolic process; carbohydrate derivative metabolic process
Molecular function (GO): carbohydrate derivative binding; isomerase activity
Source: RefSeq, a predicted model, not a curated record